AUGAAACUGGUUGGUUCAAAUUUUUUUGCAGAUAAACAAACACAUGUUAUCAAAAAUGAUUUUACAUUACCGGAACCUGAUCAGCAACUUGAUGUUGUACCACCAAAUCGAAAUACUGAUAAACUGCAGUCAUCGAAAGCAGGAAAUUCAUCAACUAUGGAAGUGGAAGUUAUAAUUCAACAACCACCAAGCAAUUCAAGAGCUGAUGAUAAUAAUGAUGAUGAUAGCGAUGAUGAUUGUUUCAAUGUUACGUUGAUGAAUUAUAAAACGCAAAAUUGUUUAUUAUCAAAUAAUGAAAAUUUGAGUAGUUUAAAUCGUAAUUUAUCACCACGAUCAUUUACAUUCAAACGUAGCGAUUCAACAGCUCCACCGGAAUCACCACUUUAUAAACCGCCUACAACCGCUAGAAGAAUGCUAAAACCUGUGGUACCACCUUGCUCACCACACUCAUUAGAUGUCUAA
Messenger RNA from Cercopithifilaria johnstoni, 462 nucleotides. The record is from the annotation of a GenBank genome assembly. NCBI's taxonomy places the organism in Eukaryota, Metazoa, Nematoda, Chromadorea, Rhabditida, Onchocercidae.